Molecule: messenger RNA, 1875 nt
Organism: Rhinocladiella mackenziei CBS 650.93
Lineage: Eukaryota; Fungi; Ascomycota; Eurotiomycetes; Chaetothyriales; Herpotrichiellaceae
Exons: 2
Coding region: 1-1875 (624 amino acids)
Source: RefSeq, a predicted model, not a curated record
AUGGGUGAGAAAGAAGAUAAAGAAAAGGCCGAGAAGUUGGCUGCUGCAAAGAAGAGAGUCGCCCAACUACAAAAGAAGAAGAAGGCCGCCGCCGCCGCCACUGCUGCUGGUGCCAGUACCAGAGAGAAGUCGGCUAAAGGGAAAUCUAAAAAGGAGGACACCCCAAAAGAUGACGAGCAGGACGAUGAGCCAGAUCUUGGAGAGAAUGAUGCCAAAGCAGAAGACGAACAACCCUACGACGGCGCGGAAGUGGAAGACAAGCCUGUACCAGACACCACCGACAAGGCGGACGCGGAUGAAGAGGCUUUUAAUGAUGUGAUCAGAGCUGCCCGUGCGACUUCGCCCGGACAGGACACUGUACAAUCACCGGCCACCAUCUCACCCCCGGCCAUGGACCAGGACAUAUCUUCUUCUACGAGAGCACCGCGCCACUCCGUCCGCCAACCAAGCGUCAGUCUCCAAAGUAAGAUCCGAAGCACAAGUUUUCGGGACAACGGCCCCCUGAGUCCGGCAGCCGUACCGGGCUCACUAUCUAGAAUUGAGGAAUUGGAGAGAGAAAACAAACGAUUGUCCAAAGAGGCAGAGGACCAUGAGAAGAGAUGGCGAAAGGUCGAGGAAGAACUCGAAGAGGUUCGCGAGCAGAAUGCCGAGAAGUUGGGAGUGGCGCCCGGGGGGUCAAGGGGGGAGGUGCAGAGACUGCGAGCAGAGAUCGAAACACUGAAACGAAGAACUGGCACCACGAGGAGGGAAAAUACUCAUGGAGGAGACGACGUGGACUCGUUGAAAGCCGAGCUUGAGAGCAAAGACUCGACCAUUGCUGAUAUGCAGCUAGAAAUUUCCAGACUGCGAGGACAAUUGUCGAGUCAGACGCAGGGAUGUGAAACUCAUGGAGAGCAAAUUGCCGCCUUGCAAGUGUCUUUGUCCACUGCAGAAGGCAAAUUGAAAGGGUUAGAAAGCGAUUUAUCCGAUGCGAAGAAAGCACUUUCCAAGGCAAGCGAAAAGGCAGUACUUGAUGGUACCGACCGUACUAGCAAAGACACCAAGAUUCGAAGUCUGGAGCGGGAGCUACAAGAGAUUACUGCUCAAAGAGACGAGGUGAUGAAGAAGGCGGAGCAGCUGGAGAAGAAAGUCGAAGCCAUGAACAAACUACAUCGAGAGGCAGAAUCAAGAAAUGCAGCCAAGCUGGCCACCGCAGAAGCCACCGCCCGGGAAGUCCCAAAUCUACGCGCGAAGGUCGAAAAAGCAGAGAGUGAGAAUGCACGAUUGCGGGAGAAGCAUAAGCGCAUGAUGAGCGGUGAUGGCGGAGGCGAUGGGCUGGACGAAUUGGAAGACGAGGAACGACAGAAGCUUGAAAGAAGGAUUCGGGAAUUGGAAGGACAGGUCUUUGAUUUACAACGGGGAGUAUGGAGAGACAAGAGGAUACAAAUGCAGCCUCGUGGUGACGAAGGAUCCAGAACCUCGCUUGAUCCUGGUGAGGACUUUGACGAGGUUGACCUGUCAGGCUCAGGCAAUGCCAGUCGACGAAGGAGUUUCGCCAACACAUAUCACCAGCAACAGACCCGACAUUCUGGGUUCACGCAGGUCUUGAACUCGGGCCUCGCCGCGUUCCGGGCAAGCACCACAUCUCCCGACACGCAGCUUCGAAAUCAAAAUCGACCCCGGAAUGAUUCCUUGCUUGAAGAGUUCGCCGAUGACGAUGCAUUUGAUGAAAAAGCAUUUGCGCAAGCUCAAAGGGAGGAAGAGGCACGAAAGAUGGUCGAGCAUGUGAGAGAAGUCAAGAAAGGAUUGAAGCAAUGGGUGGGAUGGAGAUUGGAUCUGGUGGACGCCCGGAGAGCUGGAGCUGGGACUGGGUUUGGAGACAUCUUUGACGUGUAG